Molecule: messenger RNA, 1192 nt
Organism: Sitodiplosis mosellana (orange wheat blossom midge)
Lineage: Eukaryota; Metazoa; Arthropoda; Insecta; Diptera; Cecidomyiidae
Exons: 3
Coding region: 617-1192 (191 amino acids)
Biological process (GO): biological process involved in interspecies interaction between organisms
Cellular component (GO): external side of plasma membrane
Molecular function (GO): carbohydrate binding
Source: RefSeq, a predicted model, not a curated record
UUAAAGCAAAAUAACUAAUGAAAUGGAAGCAUUUUGUUCGGUGAACUUGACUUUGAAACUACGAUCAUUGUCAAUUGUUUAGUAUUCUCUUGAGCUCACAACCGAUCGAACGCGAAUUGAAAAUAUCUUCUCUUCACUUGCUUCAACGUUUUUUUUUUCUUCUACCUACCCAACGAAUAUAUAGAGAAAAAAAACACGCGAAACGUUUUGUUUUGGAUUUCUGGUGAAGUGGCCGUUCGAUUGAAUUUUUUUUUAUUCUUCAAAUAGAAUAACAGAAAAAGAUUCCGAAAAGUGCGCAAAUUAAAUAAAACGGUGAAUUUUGGAUUUCCGCUUGUUGGUCUUUUUGAUUUAAACUGAUCAAAAAGUUAGAACAACGUCUUCCGAAGGAUUUGAUUUGUGAUUAUUGUGAUCAAAACAGAUUUUUUUUUGUUUAAACCAUCUUGUGAUAAGAUCGUUAAAAUCGUUUGUUUUUUUUUAAAGAGAUAAAAAUAAAUCGUGAUCAAAAGUUCCUCGUGACAUUUCGAGGAAUCAUCCGAAACCACAUUAUCGAAUAGCCGCCGAAUCGUUUUUUCCGUCUUCUUUGUAGACCGCCCGCCCCCCACAAACACUUUUCAAGAUGAAAAUCGUAAUCCUUUUGAGUUUAUUCUGUGCAUUAGCAACAGGUCAACGAAUCACAACCAUUCAAUUGGAAGGUGUACAGUAUUUUGUGAGUCGAAUGAAUCCAUAUUCGCCGGAAUUGAAUUACUUCUUGGCAUAUCAGUAUUGUCGAUCGUUGGGCUUGCAAUUGGCAUCAUUUGAAACAAAAGAAAAGGUCGAAUCGAUGAGCCAAUAUUUACAAAAUGCCGGCUACAGUAAAUAUGAUUUCUGGACAUCGGGCAAUCGUCUUGGCACUGGCAUGUUCCUAUGGAUGAGUACUGGUUUGCCAUUCAAUGCAACAUUCGAUUAUUUCGAUAAUGCAAAUGAUGCCGUUAAAGCUGGCUUACUCGAUCCGGUCGAUCAUAAUAGCAACACAGCACCACAACGCACCGCUCGCGACAGCAGCGGUUUAGAAAAAGGUUGUGUUAUGCUACAAGCGCCAAGUUUACGAUGGGCACCCGAAGAUUGUUCAGCCGUUAAAGAUUUUAUAUGCGAACAAACCCGGUGCUAUUAUUAUAACUAUGGCAGCAUUCCGGUGUCAUCGGCACAGGGGUAA